Molecule: messenger RNA, 1500 nt
Organism: Didymosphaeria variabile
Lineage: Eukaryota; Fungi; Ascomycota; Dothideomycetes; Pleosporales; Didymosphaeriaceae
Exons: 1
Coding region: 1-1500 (499 amino acids)
Biological process (GO): fucose metabolic process; glycoside catabolic process
Cellular component (GO): lysosome
Molecular function (GO): alpha-L-fucosidase activity
Source: RefSeq, a predicted model, not a curated record
AUGUUGCGAUUAAUUAACGCUGUGGCAUGGAUAGCAAUUAUAGUCACUGCGCAAAGCACACCACAACCAUACCUACGGACGCCAUCUUCCCGACAACUGGCCUGGCAUCAACUUGAAUAUUACGCAUUCGUUCAUUUCGGACCCAACACCUUCACCAACGAAGAAUGGGGACGCAGCCAAAGCACACCGGAUGUGUUCAAUCCCACAGCAUUAGACACAGAUCAAUGGGCAAAAAGCUUCGCGGACGCGGGCAUGGCAGGCAUGAUUCUUACUGCGAAGCACCACGACGGCAUGGCGUUAUGGGACACUAACACAACAACAUACAAGAUCGGGGACGGAAAGUGGGCAAAAGAUCGUAUCGCGGCAGGACUCAGCGCAGAUGUAGUGCGCAUGGCUGCUGCAUCGGCGCUGAAGUAUGACAUCAAUUUUGGCAUAUAUCUUUCGCCGUGGGACAUCCAUCGCGACCCAGCCAUGCCGAAGCCCAACCUCACUGGAACACUCUACGACGAACCCCAGAUCUUUGGCGACAACACCACAGGCGACUACAACGACUUGUACGCACGUCAAUUGACAGAGCUUGUGACCUUGCAAUACGACAACGGCUCUCGAAUUUCACUGUUUGAACUCUGGCUUGACGGUGCAAGUGGUUCGGAUACAGUGCAGACAUUCGACUGGGCAAAAUUCCGUGACAUCAUCCGCGAGAACCAGCCAGGUGCGGUGAUGUGGGGUCACCAAGGUGUGGAUGCUAGGUGGGUUGGCAACGAGGAUGGCUACACGGUGCCGACGAACUGGCAUACGAUUAGUAGGACGCAGGAUCAAACGCAUUACGAAGGCGACAAGCUGCAGACUGGGGUGCGUGAUGGGCUGUACUGGACGCCUGCGGAAUCUGAUGCGCGAAUCCGCGAUGGCUGGUUCUGGCAUGCAAACGAGAAGCCCAAGUCGGUCAAUGCACUGAUGCAAAUGUACAUGGAAUGCGUGGGACGAAGUGUCAAUUUGCUGCUCGAUGUACCACCGGACACUACAGGACAAAUCCCCGAGGAAGAUCUGGAGACUCUUCUACAAUUCAGAGAGCAACGUGAUGCCUUCUUGAAGCGCCCACUGCUUACUCCCGACCUCGAUGUAAGCGCAAGCAGCGUGCGCGAAGGAGACAGCAAGCAAUACGGUCCGGCCAAUGUGCUUGACGGCCGCACUGAGACUUAUUGGGCGAUGAACGACAAUGAAACGACCGGAGUAUUGGAAAUCCGCCUCGAUGGUACGUACAGCAUCGAUGCGGUCAUAAUGCAAGAGCAAAUCGCUCUCGGCCAGCGCGUUGGUGGUUACUUGAUCGAUGCAGGUGUUGAUGGGGCCUAUAGGACGAUUGUCAAUGGCACAUCAUUGGGAUACAAGCGCAUAUGGAUUCUGAAUUCAAGUGUUGAAGCGAACAGUCUUCGGCUGCAAAUUCUUCAGUCAAAUGCAACGCCGUUGAUUAGCAGCGUGCAAGCGCUUGGGGUAAAGCAGUGA